AUAAAAACAAACAAACAUCUGAAGAUGUAUGUAGGCAAUUGUUGUUAUGGGGCACCUGCAGUUAAUCUAAAAAUUGUGACUUUUUAUUUCCAUCUUCUUAUCUUCACAGAUCAAAUUAUGAUAUCAUCAUCCAAAGGAAUCUUCCGCCCAUUUCUAGUCCUCUUCAUUGUGCUGGGCUGUUUUAUGGCAUGUCUGCUUAUUUAUAUCAAACCCGCAAACAGCUGGAUCUCUGGUCCUAUUGAAUCUGCCAGCUCAGUUCUGAAGAUGAAGAACUUCUUCUCCAGCAAAAACGAUUAUAUCAAUGAAACAACUAUUUUGAUAUGGGUCUGGCCAUUUGGCCAGACCUUUGACCUGAAAUUCUGCCCAACAUUUAACAUCCAUGGGUGCCACCUGACAACGGACCGCACACUAUAUAACCGGUCUCAUGCCGUUCUUAUUCACCACAGAGACAUCAGUUGGGAUCUGACUAAUUUACCUCAACAACCCAGGCCGCCCUUUCAGAAAUGGAUCUGGAUGAACUUGGAAUCGCCAACGCACACUCCACAAAAGAGUGGAAUUGAGCAUCUGUUUAACCUGACCCUCACUUACCGCCGUGAUUCAGAUAUUCAAGUGCCUUAUGGCUUCAUGAUGGUCAGCACAAACGCCUUUCUGUUUGAAGUGCCAAAUAAAGAAAGGCUGGUUUGCUGGGUGGUGAGUAACUGGAACCCUGAGCAUGCUCGGGUCAAGUAUUAUAAUGAACUAAGCAAAUACAUUGAAAUUCAUACCUACGGGCAAGCAUUUGGAGAUUACGUAAGUGACAAAAAUUUGAUCCCAACAAUUUCCACUUGUAAGUUUUACCUUUCUUUUGAGAAUUCUAUCCACAAAGACUAUAUCACAGAGAAGCUUUACAAUGCUUUCCUGGCUGGGUCUGUGCCAGUUGUGCUAGGCCCUCCGAGGGAAAACUACGAGAAUUAUAUCCCAGCUAAUUCUUUCAUACAUGUGGAAGAUUUCCUCUCCCCCAGGGACCUUUCAGAAUAUCUUCUGAUGCUUGACAAAAAUGAUCAACUCUAUAUUAGUUACUUCAACUGGAGGAAGGAUUUCUCAGUCCGCCUUCCUCAGUUCUGGGAAUCACACGCAUGCUUUGCCUGUGACCAUGUCAAAAGACACCAGGAAUACAAGUCUGUUGGUAAUUUAGAAAAAUGGUUCUGGAAUUAG
This is a messenger RNA of Varanus komodoensis (Komodo dragon), 1194 nucleotides long. It is a transcript of the gene FUT9, whose product is annotated as fucosyltransferase 9. Bases 25 to 1194 code for a protein of 389 amino acids. The record is from RefSeq and is a predicted model, not a curated record. Gene Ontology annotation, molecular function: alpha-(1->3)-fucosyltransferase activity. The transcript has a single exon. Gene Ontology annotation, cellular component: membrane. NCBI's taxonomy places the organism in Eukaryota, Metazoa, Chordata, Lepidosauria, Squamata, Varanidae.